Klebsormidium nitens is the source of this 1870-nucleotide messenger RNA. NCBI's taxonomy places the organism in Eukaryota, Viridiplantae, Streptophyta, Klebsormidiophyceae, Klebsormidiales, Klebsormidiaceae. The record is from the annotation of a GenBank genome assembly.
CACUGCAUUCUAUGGAUGUAGGGCGGCACCACUCCAGCACUGGCUACAGACUCAGUAUCAGGCUUGCAGCGCCACUUGAGUUCCGCUUCCCGGUACCAGCUGGGUGCGGUUCCGUUCUCAGGCUCGGCCCCUAAGCUACGUAUACAGGCAGUGCGGGGAGUUUUGAUGAACCUUUUCGUCCUCAUUUUCUAGUUCAGGAGGCCAGUGAUGGCGGUCUCCGUUGCUGCGGCACUCUUGAAGCCAGCGGUGACCACUUUAGCUUUUGAAUCGGCGCAGAAAUACCUGCAUGCAUAUGUGGAACGCAAAGGCAGAGGCGACGAUACUAGACACGACCAAUUGAGGCAAGGCCUCUCAAGCCUGUUGCAGCUUGCUGAACAAGAUGUUUUGCGGGACCUGAACUCUGGCCUGGCUGCUUUGGAGGACAGCAUUGAGAGUCAGAAUGAGGGAACACGGCAGAGCCGCCUGCAGUUUGCAGAGCAGCAGUUGUUGCGCUGUACGCAUCUGGACCCCAGCCUGUCCACUGGCGGCCAGCCAAACACGUACCUCAUGGCGGUGGCACACCAUAAGCUGGCCCUGGCUGGCACCCUGAGAGGAGACCGUGUGAUUGCUGCCAAGCACAUCCUGAAGUGCUUCAUAGCGGACCCCCGUGCUGCGCGGUUGGAGUUAGCUCCGGAUCUUUACCAGCAACUCUUCGAACCUCGAUGCACCGACAUCCUUGAGUGGCGCGACCAAGAGUACAACAAGAUUGCAGGAAAGUAUGCUUCCAAGUGGUUGAACUUCCAGUCCCACGUGUUGAAAGGGGCAUCGGGCGCGGUCUCUGCUUGGGGCAAGGGGGUCGACUGGCUGCUCACAAAGGCGCAAAGGGACCCCAGGAAGAAAGGUUCCAAGGCCAGCAGUCCCACUGCGCCAAUCGACUUCCUCGACAGCAGUUCGGGGGAUGACGCAGGCCCUUCGUCUGCGACGCGGCCCGAGCGAACGGGGGGUCUCAACGAACCGUCCUGGGGCGAUCGCGGACACCGAACGCACCAGCCGGCGAUGGUGACGCCUAUUCCGUACCCGAACGGCGGGGAAGGCUCUGCGAUGCAAAGCGGGACGGCUGGUCGAAAACCGGAGGUGGAGUAUGCGCGCGCAGUCACGUCGCGGUGGUCCUCGCAGAUGGAUGCCCAGGCCCGGGAGGCGGAGGAGCAGGCGGUGGCGUCGGGGCGGGUGGUGAAGCGCGUGAACGAGAAGAAGCGCGCCGUAGACAAGGCGGUGGAGCAGAAGCUGGACGAGCGCUGCCGGCAAGUGGCGGACGAGCUGCUGAGGGGGGGCAGCCCCGGGGAGAUCAACCUGAGGGGCGCAGGGCGAGGAGGGCAGGCCAUGCAGGCCACAAUAGCGGACGCAAGUGGAGGCCAGGCCCAGGUUACUUUCUUGUCGGACAGUGUGCAAGUUCACCAUCUGACUGCUCCUUCAUGAUUAUUGAACACGUUCGUAAGUUCGUCGAGGUCAAUACAGGAGGUAAAAAUCCAGGAAUCGAUUCCCAGUCUCGUGCCAGUACUGUAUACCGUAUAACUUAAAAGUCGAUUAUAGUGUCGUAGUUUACAGCUCAAAUUUCUUACAUUAUAUAUACUCUCUACGUACGUAGCAGAUCAAGCCAACCCGUGAAUCAGAAAAAUAGACAGUGCAGAGCCAGCCAAUUCGACCAGCGUCGUAAUGACAACUGGGCAGCUGUAGUUUGGAUUUGUCACGUGGAGGACUCAAAGCGGAAGAUUACCAAUCUUUGUUGGCUUGCAUGAUUCACUUCGAUUGCAAACCGUAUUCCUUUAAUUAUCUUGAUAGCCCAUGCUCGGUUACACGUUGAGACUUUUGAAGGAACUUUGCGUCGAGUGCA